Messenger RNA from Abrus precatorius (Indian licorice), 1666 nucleotides. RefSeq names its product protein WHAT'S THIS FACTOR 9, mitochondrial. The transcript has a single exon. Gene Ontology annotation, molecular function: RNA binding. Bases 11 to 1225 code for a protein of 404 amino acids. NCBI's taxonomy places the organism in Eukaryota, Viridiplantae, Streptophyta, Magnoliopsida, Fabales, Fabaceae. The record is from RefSeq and is a predicted model, not a curated record.
CGGUCGAAAGAUGAACAAAAAUGGCGCGAUUCCAUGGAUGAAGCUUCAAUGGCGAGGCAUAGUGAAGGUGCGUCUGAAAUGGGUCAAAAAUCGAAGCCUCGACCACGUCAUCGACAAGGACACCGAUCUGAAAGCCGCUUCCCUUCUCAAAGACGCCAUCAAACGCUCCUCCACGGCUUUUCUCACCACCAAAUCCGUCGCAGAUUGGCAAAAACUCCUCGGCCUCACCGUCCCCGUCCUCCGCUUCAUGCGGCGCUACCCCACUCUCUUCCACGAGUUCCCUCACCCUCGCUGGCCCUCUCUCCCUUGCUUCCGAUUAACCGACACUGCACUCUUCUUAGACUCACAAGAAGACUCCAUUCACCAUAACCACCAAAACGACGCCGUUCAGAGACUCUGCAAACUCCUCAUGAUGACCAAAUCCCGCACUCUCCCUCUUCAUUCCAUUCACUCCCUCCGGUGGGACCUCGGUUUACCCGAUUGCUUCCACAAAACCCUAAUUCCCCAAUUCCCUCAGCAUUUCCAAUUCGUCAAGUCCCCCAACGGCGUCGUUUCUGUAAGACUUGAAAAUUGGUGUGAGGAAUUCGCGGUUUCCGCGUUGCAGAAGAGCAACGAGAGCGGGAGCCAGUAUAGGGAUUUCAAGAGGGGACAAUCGGCGUUGGUGUUUCCGAUGAGGUUUCCGAGGGGUUACGGGGCGCAGAAGAAGGUUAGGGUUUGGAUGGAGGAGUUUCAGAAGCUUCCUUAUGUUUCCCCCUAUGCGAAUUCGGGGAGCAUUGAUCCCAAUAGUGAUUUGAUGGAGAAGCGCGUUGUUGGGGUUCUUCAUGAGAUUUUGAGUUUGACUUUGCACAAGAAGACCAAGAGGAACUACUUGAGAAGCUUGAGGGAAGAGUUGAUUCUUCCGCAUAAGUUUACACGCAUUUUCACCAGAUAUCCUGGGAUAUUUUACCUCUCUUUGAAGUGCAAAACCACCACUGUUACUCUUCGAGAAGGGUACCAGAGUGGAAAAUUGGUGGACCCACAUCCUCUUGCUCGCCAUAGAGAUAAGUUCUACCAUGUCAUGCAAACGGGCCUUCUUUAUCGUGGAGAUGGAUCGUUGAAAACUGAGGGGAACGCCUCACUGGUUGAUUCUGUAGCAAAUGAUGAAAUGAGGAGUGACUCUGAGGAGGAAGAGGUUGAAACGAGUGAUGAAUUCUGCGAGGAUGAUGUUUCUGAAGCAAGUGAAUGAAGUUUUUGAUUCAGAAUUGUUUUUGUAUAUGUUGCAUUUUGCAACUAAAUAUUGAAGGACAUUGCAUUUUUGGAUCUUAACGACUAACAUAAUUAGUCUUUGAGUCAAGAGUUAUGUAAGGAAAAAUUCACUCACUGUUUGUGUUUUCAUGGGCACCUUCAUGGUAUUAACAGCAUGAGAAAUUCUUUUCCGUCAUUGACACCCUGCACGCUAAGGAGGGAUAACCUGUGUGGUGUGAUGAUGCAACGAGUUCAUGGUACACAAUUACACCCAAACGGGGAAUAAAAGGCAAAUCAUUGAGAAGAAAAGGAUUAAGAUUCUCUUGGUAAUUUUUUGUCAUGUUAUAAUUAAGAAUUUCUUUUGUGUUCCAUUAAUAAUGUGGUAUUGCUCCUCUUUCUCUUGUUUUUCUUAUAUCUACUGUUUACCUCUCCAAACACCAUU